AUGUCUCGAAAGUACUUAAAAUUAAGUCUACUAUCCUUACUUUUGGCUAUUACUUAUAACCCACCCAUUGCCUACGGUCGAGUCACGGUAUCCCCAGGCAUUCGCUCGGGCCUCGUUGCCAGAAGUCCAAAAGGCGGUGGAGGAGGCGGUAUUCAAGGUGCCGACGUUUCUGAAAAUAUCAACGAUAGUCUACCUACUUGGUUCACCAAAAGCCUUAAGAAGAUAGAUGCACCAGAGCCCGAUAUCAAAGCCUCAGGGCCCUUCAUUGAUCUUUCCAGAACAGGUGCUCAAUUCCUUGGGAUCGCUGGAAGAGCUCAGAAAGAAGAAAUUACCAUCCAUGUUGACGAUGCGGAUUUGAUCGUCGAAAGCAACAAUUACCGAUGGGGUGGGGAUAUCGUAGGAACUAACGCCGGCCUGAACACUCACAUGGUUUCGGGGGACAGCCGUUAUAGUGCUCUCGCAUCGAUGUUUCGAGGUGCCACUCGAGGUGGCAGGUUGGUCGAUGACUUUACUCAAGUGACUCUAUACAACCCCAAGGGCAGCGCCGAGGCGCCCUAUAAGUUUUUGAUGUCAAGGGCGAAUAGAAUGAUAAUUGUUGAGCGGUACCGUCCUAACGACGAUAUCGCGAUCGAGACUCUGAACUUUGGCGAUAUCACUUAUCUCGCUUGGAAUCUGUAUGCAAAACAGGAGGUGAACCGUGGUAUGGGGUUGGGGGACAUACAGUGGAUAGGAUUGGUUGAUCUCAAUGAGAAGGCACAAAAGUAUAUCAAGGAAGGAUACGAUAUCAUGAAGGAAGCUGAUCCAGAUGCGGAUCUUUCAAAGCCGGGAUUUGACCGUCUUGUGCUUUCGGGAACAAUGGGGCGUGAGUCUAAUGAGCCGGAAGGAGACCCUGAAGGAAGCCCUAAGAAAGGCCCUAAAGAAAACCCUGAAGAAGACCCUGAAAGUGAUCCGGAAAGUGAUCCUUCAGAAACAUCUCGAAGAGCACCAAAUCCCACACAGACACGCCGGCCAGAUCCAAGUCCCUCGCGAACGCUCUGGGAUGACCUAGACGAACUAGUGCCCGGAGAUAUACCAACGACCCAAAAACCCCCCAAACCCUCACCAGAACCCGAACAGGCACCCAAAGAUAUCAAUCGGGGCAACCCCGGCGAUAUUAAUAACCCCGACGAUAACCUAAAUAAACACCGCAGGGGAAUCAGGAUACCAAAAACCCAAAAUGCGGGUCUCAUACAAAAACGUCAAAAGGGCUCUUCAACAAGAGCAAAGGAGAUCGAAACGCACGUUUAUAACGCCCUGAUUGCCAUACCUUCCGUUAGAGAAUUCACAUUCAUGUGUGUCCAAAAACGAGCACAGUUGGACCACAGAUCUAUCAAUCUCAUUUUGACCCAGCCGAAUAGGAGAUCUGAUGAUAAUUCCGUUAUUGAUAUCCAAAUGCUACUUCGAGUUAGUUUAGAAUAG
Molecule: messenger RNA, 1458 nt
Organism: Orbilia oligospora ATCC 24927
Lineage: Eukaryota; Fungi; Ascomycota; Orbiliomycetes; Orbiliales; Orbiliaceae
Exons: 1
Coding region: 1-1458 (485 amino acids)
Source: RefSeq, a predicted model, not a curated record